This is a messenger RNA of Schistosoma guineensis, 276 nucleotides long. The record is from the annotation of a GenBank genome assembly. Lineage: Eukaryota; Metazoa; Platyhelminthes; Trematoda; Strigeidida; Schistosomatidae.
AUGGUGUUAGUCACAGUUAAUGUAGGGGAAUUUUUGAUAGUUAUAAAUACCUUUAGAUGGUUGAUACUACGAUCUAGAUUCCAUUAUCUUCAAAUAUCGGAAAAAGUUAUAAUCUACAACUCCUAUGAAGAAAAGUUACAAAUAUGCCUUAGUUUGCGACAUCCUAGUCUGUCACAAACGAAUUUAUCAACCAUUCGGGAUAAAUCAUUGAAAAAAGUACGGAAGUUGAGAGCUUCUACCAUAUCUCGAUUGAAAAACAAGACAUUUUUUCGAUAG